GUCGUGAGGAGCGCUGAGACGGUGCCGUUACACUGAUGUUAGCGACAGAAAGAAGCAGGGCCUCCGUCUGGAAGUAGCCGGUGAUGAUCGAUUAUUUCCAGAGAUGUAGCCGAGGCUGCACACCUCCGUUACUCGGAAACCCACAGAAAAAUAUCUGCGGAAAGUUUUUCUCUUCGGAUGGAAGACGUUUUGAGACAAAGCGGUUGCCACGGGGCUGUUUUCUCCCCCGUUUUGUGAUAAUGGAGAAAGCCAGGCUCUGAGUGACGCAAUGUCUUGGGGGGAGUUCAUCGAGCUCCGUGACCUGAGGUCGGACAGAGAGCAGAUAGGGCUAGCCGGAACACGUUCCCCCUGCUCGCCUCCACGCCUGGAGAGAACCAAUGCUCUGAGGAUCAGCCCAGGGAAGGUCCCAGACCUGCUGAGCCGGGUGGGCAUCAUCAGAGUCCUGAGCAGCACCCAGGAUCCCCAGCUCCCAGAGGAGAAGGGAGAGGGACACAACUUCCAGCCAUGCAGCCACGCUCAGCCUACGUGGUGUGACCUGUGUGGAGACUUCAUCUGGGGCCUGUACAAGCAGAGCCUGCGGUGUGUCAAUUGUAGAUUCACAUGCCACUACCGCUGUCGUGCCCUGAUCCGGCUGGACUGCAGCUGGGAACGAGGCUCUGCGGCUGAAAACACAUGUGUUGUGGAGCACGCCAUAGAAACAGACACAAAUGUGGAUGAACAAAUUGAACUGGGAAAGCAGGAGUUGACAACAGCAGAUGUUCAGCAGAAGGUGAAAGAAUACAAUGCUCAAAUCAACAGCAAUCUGUUCAUGAACAUGAACAAGGAUAGUUCCUACACCGGCUUCGUAAAGGUGCAGUUUAAGUUGGCGCGACCCGUGUCAGUUACACCUUCAAAGAAAGGAAGUCACGAUGCUGGAGGGAGGAGGGCCAGCGGAGUGAAGCGCCGCACCUCUUUCUACCUGCCAAAGGAUGCAUCCAAGCACCUGCACAUUAGCUCCCGCACUUCUGCUCGCGAGGUCAUCGAGGCUCUGUUGAAAAAGUUUACUGUUGUGGACAAUCCUGGCAAGUUUGCUCUGUUUGAGCGCAGCGAGCGUCAUGACCAAGUUUACGUUCGUAAACUGUCUGAUGAUGAGCGUCCCCUCCGUCUGCGUCUGUGUGCUGGGCCCAAUGAGAAAGUCCUCAGUUUUGUUCUGAAGGAGAAUGAAACUGGAGAAGUUAAUUGGCAUGCCUUCUCCAUGCCCGAGUUAAAGAACUUCUUGCGCAUUCUGCAGCGUGAAGAGGAGGAACACGUCAAGCAGAUAGUGCAGCGGUACGCUCUGGCCCGCACUAAGAUGCAGGAGGCUCUGGCCGGCUCGACCCCUGGCUGACAGGACUCUGCGCUGGGGGGGGUCAAAACGUGCACGUCUUGGCUGGACAAUCGCCUGAAGAUGACCAGUCAUCGCUGCAUCCAAAGAUCCCAGAGAACCUAACUCAAAAACGCCUCUUCGGUGAAUGAGUGUGAGACAGGGCGCAAGACAAUGAGAGAAAGAGAGAGCUAGCGCGAAUGUGCGUGUGAAAUGAUGCGAGAGAUGAGAAGUGCCUUACACCUGGAGAGUCUGAUGUGCCUGAGAGAAAGAGUUGAGAGAAGUGGAGACUGGCAGAUGAGGCAGCGGUUGUAUCCAGUAAUAUAUUUUGUUAUUGGAUACUAUUUGAUUAUCCUGUGUACCUCAGCUGUGUCACCCUUAACUUCUAAAAAAAAAUGUCAAUGAUGGUUCAGUAUUUUUAGGUAUAAAAAUUCCAUGUGCCCAUUAUACAUUUGUAGAUGCAGAGCUGAGGUCAGGCUCUGUGUUGUAACUGAGCACAUAAUCACAUCUGGAUGUUAAAGUCCUUUUAUUUUACCAGAAUACAAAAAUUUGUAACGUGUCCAAUCAUGAUAGUAGUGCCACGUUCGGAUAAAGUCUGGUCUUUGAACAGCCUUUCCAUGAAAACUGCUUCUUAGCCUAAAUUUGUCCUGUUAGAAAGUUAAAUACACGUUUAUUGCUGAAAGGUAUUUGGAUUUUCAUUUGACCCUGGCUCAAAAGUCUGCCACGUCCUCUCGACACCCCUGAUGGGUGCAACUCAGUUUUGUUUUUUACUGUCAAUUUGUGAGCUUGACUGAUGUAUGGACAUUUGUAUGCAGUUAUGAAUGUCAGAGAGCGCAGUGUCGAAGUCACUCUGGUUAACUGGAACCUUGAAUGAAUAUUGGUAUACAUGUUUGUCUUUCCUUACAUCUUUGUUCCUAUUUCUGUCUUUUAAAGAAAAUGUUUGUCUUCUGUUUCUCAAAUUCACUUUAAUUGUACCCUCUAUGCACAAAUGUAAAUGUUGUAGCAACCUUCAAAAUGUUGACAAAUGUGCGCUCCUUUCAGUAAAGAACUUUCCAGUUCUAACAA
Molecule: messenger RNA, 2407 nt
Organism: Micropterus dolomieu (smallmouth bass)
Lineage: Eukaryota; Metazoa; Chordata; Actinopteri; Centrarchiformes; Centrarchidae
Product: ras association domain-containing protein 1-like
Exons: 7
Coding region: 269-1366 (365 amino acids)
Biological process (GO): Ras protein signal transduction
Cellular component (GO): nucleus; microtubule cytoskeleton
Source: RefSeq, a predicted model, not a curated record